UCAAAAAUGUACACUACAUUAUUUAUUUAGUUGACAUUAUAUUAUUGACUAAAUUAAAAGAAAUUAUAGCUUUCCUUCAUCGUCCUGCUUAGCUUCUCUCUCAGCUGAGACAUGGUGGAUCCGGGCUCGUUCAUUGUGAGCCUUUUAGGAGCAGCGAGUUCUGUAGUAACUAUUGCAGAUAUUAUAGAAAAGAGGGCACAGAACGGAAAUGCAGAAGCAGCCAAAGCACUUGCCGAUAUUAGUUCCAUGAUGGGCCCAGGAUCGUUUCCUGUGUUUGACGGGAGUGAGUAUGAAAUCUGGCGCAAUAUGAUGAGGGCUUUGCUUAUAUCCCAUGGUCUCUGGGACUUGGUGGAAAAUGGUUACAAAGCUAAGGCUUUUAAAAAAGAUGGGAAGAAGAAGGACGCCAUGGCUAUGAUGAUUAUCCUGCUGGGAGUUGACCAAUCAGUUCGUCGCUGCACUCUUAAUGCAAACAACUCAAAAGAAGCUUGGGAUGCAAUACAAAUCAAAUAUCAAGGUAUGACGGAUGAUCAGAUGGCCGAGUUCAAGGCGGCCUUCAGCCUAUUCGACAAGGACGGAGAUGGUUGCAUCAGUAGAAAAGAGCUUGGGACUAUGAUGAGGUCAUUGGGAGAGAAUCCCACCGAAGCUGAUCUACAGGAUAUGAUGAAUGAAGCGGAUGUUGAUGGCAAUGGAACCAUUGAAUUCUCAGAGUUUCUAAGUUUCAUGGCUGGGAAGAACUAGAAUUUGGAUAUAUGGGUUAAGCUAGUGAAAUGGAUUCCCAAGUCUUUCUAUUUUCCUAGUUUAUUGGAUGGUCCGAUGUUGAAUUAAUGUAAUUUUUUUCUAUUUUAAGGGCAUUGGAAUCUUUUCAUUCCCCAAAAAGAUUCAAGCCAAAAAAAUUUUAAUGUAUCUUGAAAAUUUUGUUAAUGUC
Ipomoea nil (Japanese morning glory) is the source of this 925-nucleotide messenger RNA. RefSeq names its product calmodulin-like protein 9. Bases 112 to 738 code for a protein of 208 amino acids. The transcript is spliced from 3 exons. Gene Ontology annotation, molecular function: calcium ion binding; enzyme regulator activity. The record is from RefSeq and is a predicted model, not a curated record. NCBI's taxonomy places the organism in Eukaryota, Viridiplantae, Streptophyta, Magnoliopsida, Solanales, Convolvulaceae.